Molecule: messenger RNA, 4483 nt
Organism: Pan troglodytes (chimpanzee)
Lineage: Eukaryota; Metazoa; Chordata; Mammalia; Primates; Hominidae
Gene: DRD1
Product: dopamine receptor D1
Exons: 2
Coding region: 1425-2765 (446 amino acids)
Biological process (GO): G protein-coupled dopamine receptor signaling pathway; positive regulation of MAPK cascade; vasodilation
Cellular component (GO): plasma membrane
Molecular function (GO): G protein-coupled receptor activity; dopamine neurotransmitter receptor activity, coupled via Gs
Source: RefSeq, a predicted model, not a curated record
ACAGGCGCCCACGGGCAUCUCCAACCCUAGUUAGGGGACACUUGGAGACAACGCAGGUCGGACGUCCGCCGGCCGUUCUGGGAGUUGGUGUGCGGAGAAUGGGGGGUGCUCCCGCUCGCUUAGGGCUUUGGGUCCGGCUAGGGGUUGACCCCAAGAGGGGCUGGAUGUCGGGGCUGAGCUUUGCUUUCAGGGGACUCAAGCUUACUUGAGGUUCUGACAUUGGAUUUGUCUCGCGGGCCCUGCGCGUGCUGCGCGGGGCUCCGGAGACUGGCGAGGUAACCAGGGAGGGCAAGCACUCACCGGGGCGUCCUCCGCCCACCUCGCCCGCAGAACCAUCCAGGGGGACCACGUGCGGCUGUCGCCCGCAACUCUGCCUGUCAAGCGAGGACCGCCCCCAGGGCAGGGGAGGGGACGCGCGGGCGGGGUGGGCUGUGCCCCGCGGGAACCCCGCCGGCCUGUGCGCUUGCUGGUGCCAGCUCGGCUCGCUGCCUCGCAUUGCCACAGGCUCCUGAGAGGUCGCGGGCAGUGCCUGCGGGGAGGCGCGGGGCCCUGCUCUGUAGGGCUGAAGGCCGCCCGAGGUUCGCCAAGGCUCUGGGCUCUAGAAAGGAAGCCAAGAAAAGAAGCUGCCCAGGUGACCAGUCCUGGGAGUGCUCUCUCUCAAGGAAGCUCCGAGCGCCCAGGAGCCCUUAGCCGGGGUCCAGUGCCCUUUGAACAAUCUCCAGCUGUUCAAGGAAGUGGGGCGCCGCCGCCUCUCUUGGGACCUGGCCUGGGAUCCUUUCCCCAAACGCACCCCAGCGAUUUUUGCGCACCGCGAGCCGAACCCCUGCUGCGCGCAGCUGGCUGGGCUCAGGCGCGCUUCCUCAACGUUUCGGAGCCGCUGCCCCCAGCGAAGUCCACAUUCCAAGCUCCAGGGGCUUUGAGAGAGACGACCCCAAGGCAAGGCGUUUGGAGAGCUGCUGAGGAGCCAGGGGCUUGGAGGAGCGAGAAGACAUGUAUUUUCAGCUGAGUCUCAGAAGGGGAGAAUCUCCUGUCACCACCAGAAAAGCAACAGCCCCGAAAUGUCAUUGCAACUGACUAGCAGAGCAGAGGCCCAGGAGUCACUGGAUUGAUGAUUUAGAAUAUGCUAAAAAGCCAGUGCUUUAUUUGGGGAAUUCAGGGGCUUUCUGGUGCCCAAGACAGUGACCUGCAGCAAGGGAGUCAGAAGACAGAUGUAGAAAUCAAGAGUGACCAUCCACGGGAUUGACUUGGAUUGCCACUCAAGCGGUCCUCUCAUGGAAUGUUGGUGAGACCCGCUGCCAGGGAAGCAAUCUGGCUGUGCAAAGUGCUGCCUGGUGGGGAGGACUCCUGGAAAUCUGACUGACCCCUAUUCCCUGCUUAGGAACUUGAGGGGUGUCAGAGCCCCUGGUGUGCUUUCUCUUAGGAAGAUGAGGACUCUGAACACCUCUGCCAUGGACGGGACUGGGCUGGUGGUGGAGAGGGACUUCUCUGUUCGUAUCCUCACUGCCUGUUUCCUGUCGCUGCUCAUCCUGUCCACGCUCCUGGGGAACACGCUGGUCUGUGCUGCCGUUAUCAGGUUCCGACACCUGCGGUCCAAGGUGACCAACUUCUUUGUCAUCUCCUUGGCUGUGUCAGAUCUCUUGGUGGCCGUCCUGGUCAUGCCCUGGAAGGCAGUGGCUGAGAUUGCUGGCUUCUGGCCCUUUGGGUCCUUCUGUAACAUCUGGGUGGCCUUUGACAUCAUGUGCUCCACUGCAUCCAUCCUCAACCUCUGUGUGAUCAGCGUGGACAGGUAUUGGGCUAUCUCCAGCCCUUUCCGGUAUGAGAGAAAGAUGACCCCCAAGGCAGCCUUCAUCCUGAUCAGUGUGGCAUGGACCUUGUCUGUACUCAUCUCCUUCAUCCCAGUGCAGCUCAGCUGGCACAAGGCAAAACCCACAAGCCCCUCUGAUGGAAAUGCCACUUCCCUGGCUGAGACCAUAGACAACUGUGACUCCAGCCUCAGCAGGACAUAUGCCAUCUCAUCCUCUGUAAUAAGCUUUUACAUCCCUGUGGCCAUCAUGAUUGUCACCUACACCAGGAUCUACAGGAUUGCUCAGAAACAAAUACGGCGCAUUGCGGCCUUGGAGAGGGCAGCAGUCCACGCCAAGAAUUGCCAGACCACCACAGGUAAUGGAAAGCCUGUCGAAUGUUCUCAACCGGAAAGUUCUUUUAAGAUGUCCUUCAAAAGAGAAACUAAAGUCCUGAAGACUCUGUCGGUGAUCAUGGGUGUGUUUGUGUGCUGUUGGCUACCUUUCUUCAUCUUGAACUGCAUUUUGCCCUUCUGUGGGUCUGGGGAGACGCAGCCCUUCUGCAUUGAUUCCAACACCUUUGACGUGUUUGUGUGGUUUGGGUGGGCUAAUUCAUCCUUGAACCCCAUCAUUUAUGCCUUUAAUGCUGAUUUUCGGAAGGCAUUUUCAACCCUCUUAGGAUGCUACAGACUUUGCCCUGCGACGAAUAAUGCCAUAGAGACGGUGAGUAUCAAUAACAAUGGGGCCGCGAUGUUUUCCAGCCAUCAUGAGCCACGAGGCUCCAUCUCCAAGGAGUGCAAUCUGGUUUACCUGAUCCCACAUGCUGUGGGCUCCUCUGAGGACCUGAAAAAGGAGGAGGCAGCUGGCAUCGCCAGACCCUUGGAGAAGCUGUCCCCAGCCCUAUCGGUCAUAUUGGACUAUGACACUGAUGUCUCUCUGGAGAAGAUCCAACCCAUCACACAAAACGGUCAGCACCCAACCUGAACUCGCAGAUGAAUCCUGCCACACAUGCUCAUCCCAAAAGCUAGAGGAGAUUGCUCUGGGUCUUGCUGUUAAGAAACUAAGGUACGGUGAGACUCUGAGGUGUCAGGAGAGCCCUCUGCUGCUUUCCAACACACAACUAACUCUGUUUUCAAAUACAUUCCAGUGUAUUUUCUGUGUUGUUCAUAGUCAAUCAAACAGGGACACUACAAACAUGGGGAGCCAUAAGGGACAUGUCUUUGGCUUCAGAAUUGUUUUUAGAAAUUUAUUCUUAUCUUAGGAUUUACCAAAUAGGGCAAAGAAUCAACAGUGAACAGCUUCACUUAAAAUCAAAUUUUUCUGGGAAGAAAAGGAGAUGGGUUGAGUUUGCUGUAUACAAACAGGUGCUAACACUGUUCCCAGCAAAGUUUUCAGAUUGUAAAGGUAGGUGCAUGCCUUCAUAAAUUAUUUCUAAAACAUUAAUUGAGGCUUACAGUAGGAAUGAGAAAUUUUUUUCCAGAAUUGAGAGAUGUUUUGUUGAUAUUGGUUCUAUUUAUUUAUUGUAUAUAUGGAUAUUUUUAAUUUAUUAUAUAAUAAAUAUAUAUUUAUCAUAUUUAAUAGGAUAAAUUAAUGAGUUUUAUCCAAGACCUUACAACCACAUUUCUGGCCAUUUAACUAGCACUUUAUAAGCCAAUGAAGCAAACACACAGACUCUGUGAGAUUCUAAAUGUUCAUGUAUAACUUCUAGAAACACAGCAGAAACUGAUAAGGGAAUAAAGUUGAAAUGAUUCCUUAAAAUUCAUGGACACAGAUAAAUGCAAGGUGAGAAUUGACAAAUGCUAUAAAUGCUUUCUUUUUCUGAAAAGAUUUUGAAAAAUUUAAAAAAGUGUAGCUACUGCUGUGUUCAAAACGUUUUAAAUGACAAAAGACUUUCCCAGGGGAAUUUGCAGUUCUGUAAAUAUCUUAAAUAAAAGCCAACUUAAGAAGAACCCAGCAUUAAAUUUACGAUCUUAGGUGGUAAUGAAAAGUAUAUGCUGCUUUGUAUUUAUGUAAAAUAAUUGGCCCUCUCCAUCUUUUCUCAUUUCAUGUGUCAGGUAGUUUUUCUGAACCACACAAAUGGCUUUCCUGGAGAGAGAUCUGUAGCACAGACAGUGGGUUACAGCAGCCCCACUGAGGGACCAAACUCAAACCCUGCAUUUCCAUCUUACCAGGUCAAACCAAACCAGUCAGUGGGGCUACUUUUUAUAGUGCUUUAAUCCGAAUUUAGAGCUGAUUUUUAAAGGAGUCUUUAAAUGUUAAUUGUAUACUAACAAACGAAUAGUGCCUCAUUAUCAUCCUUGAGUCAGAUACUUCUGUUGGUGGGAGAAACAGAAGAAUCCUUCCCUUUCGGUGUGUUGAGCUCCCCCAAAGCCAUCAGCAUCUCUUUUGACAAAUGCUAGUCCUUUCUCUGUGCUUUGGAAUCAGGUUCCUGCAUCAUCACCCGGACUGUAAAAAGUAUCAUAAGCCUCCCUUGCCAGAUGCCAACUCGUGGGGCAUUUCAACAGAGUUUCUUUGAAAUGUUUACAACGUAUUCUUCUUGAUAAGCAAUGAACUUAACAUUUAGAUGCAAUCCGUGAAAAGAAAAAAAAUCUGAAAAAUAUCUCCUGCAUCAGGUCUGUGUUAUUUAUGUAUUGUGAAUGUUUUCUUAAUUUUAUUGGCUGUAUGCUUUCUUACACAUAAUAAAAAUAUUUUGUGAACUCAAA